Molecule: messenger RNA, 1775 nt
Organism: Numida meleagris (helmeted guineafowl)
Lineage: Eukaryota; Metazoa; Chordata; Aves; Galliformes; Numididae
Gene: PRDM8
Product: PR/SET domain 8
Exons: 4
Coding region: 87-1748 (553 amino acids)
Biological process (GO): regulation of DNA-templated transcription
Cellular component (GO): nucleus
Molecular function (GO): protein binding
Source: RefSeq, a predicted model, not a curated record
UGGAGCGGCGCUGAGCGGGGGGCACGGAGCCGGCGGCCGCCUUUGUGCCAGCGCCGGGCGGGGAGUGCGGCCCCGCCGCCCCCGCCAUGGAGGACGCCCCGCGGGGGCCGUGGGACGGGGAGGCCAAAGCGGUGCAGCAGUGCCUGACGGACAUUUUCACCAGUGUCUACACCACCUGCGACAUCCCGGAGAAUGCCAUCUUCGGGCCGUGCGUGCUGAGCCACACGUCUCUCUACGACAGCAUCGCCUUCAUCGCCCUCAAAUCCACCGACAAGCGCACCGUGCCCUACAUCUUCCGGGUGGACACGUCGGCGGCCAACGGCUCUGCGGAGGGGCUGAUGUGGCUGCGGCUGGUGCAGGCGGCCCGCGAGCGGCAGGAGCAGAACCUGGAGGCCUACGUGAAGAGCGGGCAGCUCUUCUACCGCUCGCUGCGCCGCAUCGCCAAGGACGAGGAGCUGCUGGUGUGGUACGGCAAGGAGCUCGCCGAGCUGCUGCUACUCGGCCCCGCGCGGGGCCCCGACGGGUCGCCGCCGUUCUCCUGCCCCGAGUGCGGACAGCGCUUCCAGUUCGAGCUGCCCUUCGCCGCCCACCUCCGCUUCCGCUGCCCCAAGCGGCUGCACGGAACCAACGGCGGCCCCCCCGAAGGCAAGGAGGCGGCCGCCAAGGAGCCGGAGCCCGCCAAGUUCGCCAAGCCGCUCCCUCACCCCUUCUCGGACGGCGGCUCUGGGGGGACGGCCAAGCCCUCCACGGACUUCCACAACCUGGCCCGGGAGCUGGAGAAUCCCCCGCGCCGCCCCGACGUUCCCUCCGAGGGUGCGGGCGGAGGGACCAAGCGGCGGUACCCCGAGGAGGAGGCGCGGGGCCGCUUCCCGACGGAGCGCCCGGGGCUGCCGGCGGCCCCCAAGGAGGAGCCGGUGUGCGCCCCGCAACAGCAGUUCCGCGCCGCCGGCUCCUACUGCGGCCCCGAGGAGGGCGGCCGCCUCUUCGCGCCCCCCAGCCCCGAGACGGGCGAGGCCAAGCGCAGCGCCUUCGUCGAGGUGAAGAAGGCGGCGCGCGGCCCCGAACCCGACGCAGCCCCCGAGGACGGCCCCGAGCGCGCCUCGCCCGCGGCCCCGACGGCGGGCGGCGGGGGGGAACCGGCACUGUGCCCCCGCUCCGGAGGAGGUGGUGGAAACGGGGCGGCGGCGCGGGGCAGCGCGUUCAGCUCGGUGCCGCAGCUCGGGCCGGCGGGCGCCGUCGGGGCGGAGGAGCGGAAGAGCGCAUUCUCGCAGCCCGCCCGCUGCUUCCCGCCGCUGCCUCUCGGCCCCAAGCUGGGCGCGCUGGGAGAGCCGUGCCCCGACGGCCCCUCCGCCGGCCGCCUGUACGCCGCCGAGCUGGCCGCCAAGGAGGGGGCGGGCGGCGGGGCGGGCGCCAAGCAGAGCCCCUUCCUCUACGCCACCGCCUUCUGGCCCAAGAGCUCCGCGGCCGCGGUGGGGCCCCUCCAGCUGCAGCUGCCGUCGGCGCUGACGCUGCUGCCGCCGUCGUUCGCGUCGCUGUGCCUCCCGGCGCAGAACUGGUGCGCCAAGUGCAACGCGUCGUUCCGCAUGACGUCGGACCUGGUGUACCACAUGCGCUCGCACCACAAGAAGGAGUACGCGCUGGAGCCGCUGGUGAAGCGGCGCCGAGAGGAGAAGCUCAAGUGCCCCAUCUGCAACGAGUCCUUCCGCGAGCGGCACCACCUCUCCCGCCACAUGACCUCGCACAACUAGCGGCGGGGCUAAAGGGGGGAAGGGGGA